This is a messenger RNA of Kockovaella imperatae, 606 nucleotides long. RefSeq lists its product as hypothetical. The transcript is spliced from 2 exons. The record is from RefSeq and is a predicted model, not a curated record. Lineage: Eukaryota; Fungi; Basidiomycota; Tremellomycetes; Tremellales; Cuniculitremaceae. The coding region runs from base 1 to 606 and encodes 201 amino acids.
AUGUCCUCAUCGUCUUCUUCGAUUUUGCUCUCCACGCCUCCACUCGGAUCCGAAUUUGAUACUUCGAUCAAUACAGGUGGCGAAAAAAUCAACUGGGAUGACCACGCCGCCGCUUGGUUUGGAGACCGAGAGCUGGGAUUCACACAGUCCCCCGAGACCACAUCGAUCGAUUGGGACAGUUUGCUUCCUCCCUUAACGCGUAUCGAUCGACGCGCUUCAAGGGCAAAAUCUCGUCUUACAGAGCACAUUGAUGAUGGAGAAUUGGCUGUUCUGGAUGAAGAUUAUCUUGAUGAAACCCGAGGUGAUUUCAUUGGCCCUUGGACGCUGUCAUUCACGACUUUUGUCGAGCAAAUGCUUUGCGCUGCCAUGAGACAGACUGUGAAUCAGGCUGGAGAAAUGAGACAACCCAGGCGAAUGGCGAGUGGUCCGCGGAUCUUACGGAUGAAAGCUGAUGCCGACCUACCGCAGGUAGUGGCAGAGCAUUCUCUCGCCAAUCAGCCUGAGUAUGGAGUGCCGCCGCCCCUGGAAAAUGGUCGGAGGUUCCGCGAUCGCCUUCGCAAUGUCGCUCGAAAAGUCCGCGGCAUCUUGAUCCGGUCCCAAUGCUAG